This is a messenger RNA of Amphibalanus amphitrite, 1490 nucleotides long. RefSeq names its product venom allergen 5-like. The transcript has a single exon. Gene Ontology annotation, cellular component: extracellular region. Bases 805 to 1485 code for a protein of 226 amino acids. NCBI's taxonomy places the organism in Eukaryota, Metazoa, Arthropoda, Thecostraca, Balanomorpha, Balanidae. The record is from RefSeq and is a predicted model, not a curated record.
UGGUGGGGUCCGGGAGUAGAGCAGGUUAUGCGGAAUGUGGUCCAACAAUAGCAUGGCUGAUCGAACAACACGCGCAACGGAAUCCGCCAUUUCGCGGAGCAAAUAUUCGGCUGGCAAGUCGGGCUUCGAUACAAUCCUGAGCUUUUAGGAAAGAUGGAAUUCGUCUGAUCAGACGAUGCUUGCAAUGCUUCCAGACCCUGCAAUCAUUGCAAUUGUCAUGAAAUUGGGCAACACAUUCACACAGAACCAAUGCAGAUGUCCUAACAUAUGGCUUUACAUGCAUCUGUUACAACCUCCCGAUUUCUGUGCUUUACACCACGCAAUGGAGUACAGAGAGGUGGAUGACUACAGGCAUAGACCAAUAUUUAUCUAUGUGGUUAUAUAGAACACUAACUAUUACGGUGGUCUACCUACAUACAGACAUAGGCCAUCGAUAUACAGUGGUCUAUGCUACAUAGUUGGCUAGCUGGCAAUAUUGAUGCACUGAUCAGGAGCUGCCGAAACUGUAAAUAUUCUUUUUUCUUGCACAUGUUCUUUGCAUAUUGAUUUACCGUCCGUUACCGACUCCGCGUUUCCUGUAAAAUGACUUUCAUUUUCUGUCAGAACACAAAUUAAUAAAAUGUAAUAGUUACUAGGAAGCAUUGCGGGGUGAGCGGUUCCCUGUUGCCUAGCCGGCGUAUUGAAGCCUUGAACUGUGAAUGACAGUGUGUGGGCGCGGCGACAAUUAGCUGAACGCACAGCCCGGGUAUAAAAGUCGCCGCCAUCACAGCCAUGACAUCGUAACUCGCAGCCUCCGGCGUCAUCAUGGCCGCGCCCCUGCGCCUCUCCUGUGUGCUGCUGGCCGCGCUGGCCGCGCUCCAGCCGAGCUCUGCCCAAAACUUCUGCAACAUCUCCUCGUGCCGGUCGCCGAGCCAGCACACCAUGUGCCGGUUCACCUCGUCCAGAGUCUCCCGGGCGUGCGGCGCCGUGCGCGUCAGCUCUGUGAGCGCUGCCGACAGGGCCGAGAUCCUGCGGGUCCACAACGACCUGCGCCGCGCCGUCCAGAGGGGUGCCCACAGGAACAGAGGUCUGCCGGCGGCACGGUACAUGCCCAACCUGCGCUGGAGCUCGUCACUGGCCAGGAUCGCACAGCGCUGGGCCAACCAGUGCCAGACUGGACACGACCAGUGCCGAAACCUGCCUGGAAAAUACGUCGGACAAAACUUCGCCUGGUCCGGCAAUCAGGCUAAAGACUGGAGGAACAGGAUUGCCAACGCUUGGUUCUCGAGUGAGCUCCCCUACGUCCGGUCUACCCUGAGUAAUCUCAAAUAUCGCGGGGGCAAAGCCGGUCAUCUCACUCAGAUAAUUUGGGCGAAGACAACAGAAAUUGGCUGCGGAUAUGUUGAGACUAAACGCCCAAGAGGCCGGUAUGUAGAGAGGUUCUAUUUCUGCAACUACGGUCCCGGAGGAAACUAUUACGGUCAGAGAGUGUAUGAUCCCAAGUAAACAGU